UUGCACUGAUCUGAAGAACACUGUGGGUUUUUUCUGAAUCUAAGAUAUAUAUUGUUUUGAGACAACCGUCCUAGUGGCUUUAAGAAAAUAUGUAAAAAGUAUUUCAAAAUGUUAAACCUAUCUUGUGCCAGAUGUCUGUAACUUUAAUCCUGACUAACCCUGAAGGAGAAACACAGAGCUGCUCUAAGAGGAGGAGCAACACUGGAGGGAGGAGAGCUGUAACGUCACUUUCCAUAAAUGAAACUUAUCGUUUGUCAGAGCUGCAGUGGAGACACGUCUCUGGAUUUUCUGUCUGAAGGAAGAUUAAACUGAGUUUGUUAGUUCUUUCUCAGCACUUUACUCAAAUAUGGACAUGUCUUCUGUCAGCUGCCUGCUAUCCGAAGAGCAGUUUCGGUGCGCCAUCUGUAUGGAUGUGUUCAGGGAUCCAGUCAGCACACCAUGUGGACACAACUUCUGCAAAACCUGCAUCACUGCACACUGGAAAAUUAAUUACAGAUGUCCCUUGUGUAAUGAGGGUUUUAAAAAAAUACCUUUGUUGAGGGUCAACACUUUGUUAUCUGAGAUGGUUGGUGAGUUCAGACAGUCGGCUCAACAGAAAGCCAACCGCAAACAGUCACAGCAACAAUCGUUCAAACCAGUAAAUGUUCCCUGUGACUUUUGCACUGGAACUAAACUGAAGGCCCUGAAGUCCUGCCUGGCGUGUCUGGCCUCCUACUGUGAGACUCACCUGGAGCCUCAUUUCAAUGUGUCCGGUCUGAAAAGACAUCAGCUGAUCGACCCUGUGGAGAACCUGGAAGACAGGAUGUGUCCGAAGCACGAUAAACCUCUGGAGCUGUUCUGUAAGACCGACCAGACAUUUGUCUGUCUGCACUGCUCUGCUUUAGACCACAAGAUGCAUGAGUUUGUUCCUCUGAAAGAUGAAUAUGAAGACAAGAAGGUUGAACUGGUGAAGACAGAGGCUAACAUUCAGGAGAUGAUCCAGAAGAGACGAGUAAAGAUUGAGGAGUUCAGACACUCAGUAAAGUGUAGUACAGAAAAUGCGCAAAUGGAGCUAUCAGAAGGUGUUCAGGUCUUCACUUCUCUGAACAAGUUUAUUGAGAGAGGCCUGAAUGAGCUCUACAAAACAAUAGGAGAGAAGGUGACAACAACACAGAAACAGGCUGAAGGCCUCAUCAAAGAGCUGGAACAGGAAAUAUCUGAUCUGAAGAAGAGAAACACUGACGUGGGGCAGGUCACACGCUCAGAAGACCACCUCCAUGUUCUCCGAAGCUUCCCGUUACUGAAAGCUUUUCCACCCACAAAGUACUGGACAAAGGUCAACGUCCAUGUACCUUCAUAUGAGAAAGCUGUGGAGGGGGCCUUGAUCCAGCUGGAGGAGACCCUUAAUAAAGAGAUGAAGAAGCUGCUCGGUGAGGCUGAGCUGAAGAGGGUCCAGAAGUACGCAGUGGAUGUGACUCUUGAUCCUGAUACAGCACACCCUGAACUCAUCCUGUCUCUUGAUAGGAAACAAGUGAGUCUUGGUAAUGUAAAGAAGAAUCUCCCAGACAACCCAGAGAGAUUUUCUCAUUAUAAUUUUGUUUUGGGAGGGCAGAGUUUCUCUUCAGGCAGAUUUUACUACGAGGUUCAUGUUCAAGGGAAGCCUAAAUGGAAUAUAGGAGUGGCCAGAGAGUCGAUCAACAGGAAGGGAGAGUUCAACAUGAGGCCUCAGGACGGUUACUGGACUAUAUGUUUGAGAAAUGGAAAUGAGUACAAAGCUCUUGAUUCUCCGUCAGUCAGUCUCUCUCUGAAGUCUCGGCCUCAGAAAGUGGGGGUGUUUGUGGAUUAUGAGAAGGGUCUGGUCUCCUUUUAUGACGUAUAUACUGCCGCUCUGAUCUACUCCUUUACUGGCUGCUGCUUCAACGGGAAAAUCUACCCAAUAUUAAGUCCCUGUAAUAAUGAUGGAGGCAAUAAUGCUGCCCCUCUGAUCAUCGUCAGACGUACUGUCAAUCAAACCGCUUGAUUUUUGAGAUCAGCAUGUUGGGCAAUGCAAAUAAAGCAUUGCCAACAAUAUGUGUACAUACAGUGUAUACAUGUAUAUAUAUUUACACAUAAACAUGCCAAACAAAAUGUUCAUACUAAAAUAGGCAUAGCGGUCAAUACUGGUAUGCCAAUGUGUUAUAGAUAAAGAAAAAAAAAGUGCUUAUUCAUUCUUAUAUUUGAUUUAUCAUUUCUCAUUUGUGUUCUAAACUUACAUAUUUUGUGUUUCAUACUUUGGUUAGAAAAUUAACGAAAAAAAAGUUGCUUUUGUUUGACUUGUCAUCAUUUUAAGGCUUCUUGAAGAGAAAGAGUAUUUGAUCAGUGGUUUUUAUUAUGCCGAACAAUGUAGUGAUAAUUAACAUUGAUUUAUUGCUGGACUAGGGAUGCAAUUGUUCUGUAUAUUUCAGUUUGCCUUUAAGAUCUUACUUAUUUGAGUUGUACAUUAUUUGAGUGUGGGUAUAAUCGAUGCCAGAUAAUCUAUAAAGACGUUGAUAUGGACAAAGUAUUUUUUUUACUUUUAUAAAAAAACGUCAUAAGAAUCUUUGUCAACCAACCAUUUUACAGCAGGUCAGGGUCUGUAUCUGUAAAUAACCAUGUGCCAUCUCAACCUAAAAAUAUCAAUAAUUGUUUAGUAAAUUAGAACAUUUUUACUCAAGGACACUGCAACUUAAAUAAAAAAAAAAAAAAUUAAAAUCUGCAAUAAUUGAAAGGGUUUCUUAACAGGUUUACAGAUAGUUUUAACUAGUGGACAUUGUCCUGCACUUGGUCUUCCUCUUCAUUCAUAAAAGACAAACGUUGAUUUAUUAAGUCUAUGUUAAUGAAUGAAAACAUAUUUUGUGAUGAAUUAAACUAAUCUGUUGUACAGUAUUACUCAAGUAAAAUCUUGUGCAUGAGAAGAAACUUUUUGUCAGAGUGUUUUAUUUUGAAACUUGUCGGUAUUCACAGGUUGGAUUUAUUUCCCUCCUAUAGCCACCAGAUAUCAGCAUUUCAACACACAAACAAGGCAGGGGAGCGUGUUUUUGGGAUUCACAGACGGUAAACAACACUCAACGUCCUGGCCUGAUUCAGCAACAACUUUAGGAAAGAAUCAAACACAAGAAUGAUAUAAAAAGGUCAAACAUUACAGGACAAACAAUGAGAUUAACCUUUCACUGAUAAGAGUGUUGCAGAGCUUCAGCACUGUAAAGGGACUGUUUUUUACUGACAUUAUAUGUGGGAUUGACUUUUUUUUAUGUAAAAACUGUUCUAGUAACUGUAAAAGAUGAUAAUAUAAGUUGCAAGUUCAUUUUUUUUAAUCUUCAGGGUCUUGAGCUGAAGCUGUGAG
Molecule: messenger RNA, 3340 nt
Organism: Trematomus bernacchii (emerald rockcod)
Lineage: Eukaryota; Metazoa; Chordata; Actinopteri; Perciformes; Nototheniidae
Product: E3 ubiquitin-protein ligase TRIM69-like
Exons: 2
Coding region: 347-1999 (550 amino acids)
Molecular function (GO): protein binding; zinc ion binding
Source: RefSeq, a predicted model, not a curated record